GCGUCUGAAAAAACAAGAUCAUCUCUGAUUGGCUGUAUUCGGAAUAGCGGGGCGGGGAAAACAGAAUCCUAGCAUAAUAUCGCAUAACAAAGGGAAGGAGUCAAGUUAAAUCACGUGACAAGGGCGAAACGGAAUGUCCUCGCGGAUUGGUCGAGGAACGUCAAGUGGAGGGGGCACGCUGAGCAGGAACCAGGACGGUGGCCUCUGAGGGCCGAAAAGGGUCGAGGGUUUCGUUUGACUCAGGGACGCCUGUGCAGGAGAGAGGCUGGUCCAUCUGCCCCGGUUUGUGUUGUCCUGGAUGCCGUUGCCGGUGGCGCUUCAGUCCCGCCUGGCCAGGCGAGGGCUGCUGAAACAUGUAGAGCCCGAGCCAGAGGAAGAAAUCAUUGCAGAAGACUACGACGAUGACCACGUGGAUUAUGAAGCCACGAGGAUGGAAAACCUGCCACCGAACUGGUACAAAGUAGUCGACCCGAUCUGUGGCUUUCCUUACUACUGGAACAUCGAGACCGACCUGGUUUCCUGGCUUUCACCCAGUGACCCCAACUCUGUGAUCACAAAAGCAGCCAAGAAAAUGAAGAGCAGUUUUGACGCCGAGGAAAAAACGGAGCGCUUGCUGGAGAAGAUGGAGCGGGAGGAGGCAAAGGAUCGUCGGCACCACCGGCGGGAGGAGCUGGCCCCGUACCCCAAGAGCAAGAAGGCAAGCCGGAAGGACGAGGAGCUGGACCCCAUGGACCCCAGCGCUUACUCGGAUGCCCCACGGGGGACCUGGUCUACUGGGCUGCCCAAGCGCAACGAGGCCAAGACCGGCGCGGACACCACGGCCGCCGGACCCCUGUUCCAGCAGCGCCCCUAUCCAAGCCCUGGAGCCGUCCUGCGGGCGAAUGCGGAAGCGUCCCGGGCUAAGCAGCAGGACUGAGAAUUCCCUUCCUUCCCUCUUUGAUGUAUUUGAUAAUAAAGCUGGCAAAACUUUC
Messenger RNA from Heteronotia binoei (common prickly gecko), 971 nucleotides. It is a transcript of the gene PQBP1, whose product is annotated as polyglutamine binding protein 1. The coding region runs from base 299 to 916 and encodes 205 amino acids. Gene Ontology annotation, molecular function: lipid binding; protein binding. The transcript is spliced from 7 exons. NCBI's taxonomy places the organism in Eukaryota, Metazoa, Chordata, Lepidosauria, Squamata, Gekkonidae. Gene Ontology annotation, cellular component: plasma membrane; cytosol. The record is from RefSeq and is a predicted model, not a curated record.